Metarhizium brunneum ARSEF 3297 is the source of this 1785-nucleotide messenger RNA. The record is from RefSeq and is a predicted model, not a curated record. NCBI's taxonomy places the organism in Eukaryota, Fungi, Ascomycota, Sordariomycetes, Hypocreales, Clavicipitaceae.
AUGAAUAUGCAAGAUUUGGUGACGGUGGACCCGCCAGCACUAUCUGAAUCAAGGAAGCGAUUGCGAACGUCCCAUGCGUGCGACGUAUGCCGCGGUCGUAAGAUAAGAUGUGACGGCAAGCGUCCCUGUGCUACUUGUGUAGCUUCGGACCAGCCUUGCGCAUAUGGUUCUGAGGCUAGCUCGCGUGGCAAGACAGACUUGGUUCUUGAUGGAGUGUUACGAAUCGAGAAGGCUCUCAAUCAACUGAACUCGACUCUUGCUCAACAUACACACGGACCUAUCCCAAUACAUGGAGCAAACGUCGCAUCUCCAGCUACAGUCCCAACCUCAGCGAGCCCCUAUAUAGACUCACCACCAGUUACGGAAGCUGAGCCUGGUCGUGCGUCUCAUCCAAAUCCCAGGACUUCGACCACUGCAAACAACGCUCGCAAUGCCCAAAGAAAUAGUUUCGAGAAUGCAGUUCUUGACUCUAUGCACACAUCCACGACCGAGUCUGUUUUGUCAUGGCACCAUUUUAACAUAUUCCCAUCUCUACGCAAUGGUUACACAUCCAUCUUCCAACUAGAGCAGUCACGGCCCGUAUUACCUAUUAAACAAUCCACCAUAUACCCUUAUGUUACCCCCGAGGACGUCAAUUGCAUAUUAGAGUCGUUCGAGCACAAGGUCAACUUUUGGUAUCCAACCAUGUCUCAAAGACAAAUUGAACGAACAAAGCUGAUGUUGAACUCCGGGGUAAUGUUUGAAGAUAGUGUGGAGGCGUGUAUCGCUUUGUUGACAAUGGCUCUCGGGUGCGCUAGUCAAGUUACAACAGAUAUGGAGGUUGGCAGUAGUGUGUCAGAUCAAGAUGCCAAGCGGAGGGCAUCCAAAAGACAAAUGGGCGAUGUUUAUUUUGACGCAGCGCUGAAAAAGUCAUAUGUGGCGCAUCUGGGUGUUACAUCAUUGUCAGCUCAGUGCCUGUUCUUCGUUGGGCUAUACUUUGCCUUCCUCGCGAGGCCGCUUCAGGCUUGGGAGUACAUUGGUGCAACUGCUGCCAAAUGCAUGAUGCUUUUAUCCUAUCCGCCUGAUGAAGCAUCUCAUGAUGAUAGAGAGCGUAUACGAAGGAUAUUUUGGGCGUGCUAUAUCCUCGAAAGUGAUUACAUUGCCGAAUUAUCUGCUGGCCCCGUCUCUGGCAUUUCCCGGAUAGAAUCCUCCAUCCCUCUCCCAGGCACCUACAACACGCAUACAAAUCCGACCGAAGAAGAGCAAUCUUCACUCUACUUUCUUGCGUGCAUUAGUAUACGGCGACUAUUAAACCGGGUGCACCAACUCCUCUAUGCCAGUGGCACUGGUGCUGCUCUAGACACUGCUCGCUUUCCCUGUAUUGUUGCCGAACUCCAGCAUCAACUGGACGAAUGGCGGAACUUUUUACCCCCCGCAUUGUCCUUCAUCGUGGACACUCAUCCGACAUCGAAUGCAGCCAGUGGAUUUUUGAGACAGCGAUAUCUGACCUGCAGGAGUGUCAUCUACCGUCCGUAUUUGAUGUGGCUGCUUAGUGGAAGUCGUGGCGGCAACGACGACUUGAAUGUUAGUUCUCCAAGUCAAGAGGCUAGAAAGAACUGCAAAGAAUGCCUAGAUGCAUGCUUGAUGCAUAUUCUCAACAUCAGAGGGUUUCCACAAACCGUCCUCGUCGACACGUGGAUCUGUUCGCUCUCGUGGGAUGGCAUGUGCGAUGCUCAUUCUCUUGGCCGCAUGUCGUGUCCCCUCACUAAGAAGCCUAAUCGACCCCGACGUUCUAAUUGCUGGUGA